GCCGCCCCUCCCCCCUCCGCCGGCCCCUCCCCCGGGGCACACCUUGAGGCGGCGCGGAGGUACCCAGCGGCCGCGCUUCCUCCCGCGGAAGGACGGAGAGGCAGGAAGGCGGGCAGGCCGGAGAGACGGCCGGCCCGCCCAGGGCUCCGCCUCCGCCAGGCCCGGAGGGCGAGAGGACGGGCGGGCGGAGAAACAGGAGCCGCCGCCUCCGGGAGAGCCAUGCCGGCCCCUGCCCCGCCUCGCUCCCCGGCUGCCCCAGCCGCCGCCGCCCUCGGCCCAUAAGCGGCUCUUCGCCCCGCCUCGCCGCCCGCCAUGAAGAGCCCAAAGGAGGACGCGCAGGAGCCGCCCUCAGUGGACAACGUGCAGCUGAAAGUGCCCAUCCUUCAGCAGCUUUACCAUUGGGACUGCGGCCUUGCUUGCUCCAGGAUGGUUCUGCAGUACCUGAACCUUCUGAACGACGAUGAAUUCCAGAAAGCCAUCCAGGACCUCCACUUGACAGAGAGCAUCUGGACCAUUGACUUGGCCUACCUGAUGCGCCACUUUGGAGUGAAGCAUCGCUUCUGCACGCAGACCCUGGGGGUGGACAAGGGAUACAAGAACCAGUCAUUCUAUAGGAAACACUUUGAUACAGAGGAGAACCGCGUCAAUCAGCUGUUUGCACAAGCCAAGGCAUGUCAAGUGCUGGUGGAGAAACGCACAGUGACUGUCCGGGACAUCCAAGAGCACCUGUCCCAAGGGCACAUUGCCAUUGUGCUGGUGAACGCCGUCCUGCUGCUCUGUGACCUCUGCUCCAACCCUGUCAAAUACUGCUGCUUUCUCCCAACUGGGCAGAAGUGCUUCUGCAGAAGUCCUGACUACCAGGGCCAUUUCAUUGUCUUGUGUGGCUACAGCAAAGCCUCAGGGAGCAUUUUCUACAACAAUCCUGCCUAUGCUGACCGAACGUGCAGAACGAGCAUCAAUAACUUUGAGGAAGCCAGAACAAGUUAUGGCACGGAUGAGGACAUCCUCUUUGUUUACAGAGACAGCUGACCCUUUGGAUCUGGUGGUUCCCGUCGCCACUGGCCAGCCUGCCCAGGGUCCCUCUCACAGCAAGUGACUUGUCUAAGGACGUCUGCUCCAAGACUGCAGCAGCACCACAAACAAGGGAUGCUUUGGGCCAAGGGGCCGGCAGACAGUCAGAAACACUGCUGUAUUGUGUUGAGAGCCACCUUGGAAGAAUUUGUAUCCUGAAAGGCAGGAUACAAUUACUGAAAUGAAUAUUUUAAAUUGGGAUCUACUCAUAGAUCUCUGGGUGAUUUGCAGUCGAUUGAAAAGGAUUUCAGACUUCCAGUUUUGUCAUAACAGCAACCAGAAGACUCAGAGAAAGCUUGUGGGAGAAACCAGAAGGGGAUUUUUACAUCUGGCUCCAGUAGGUGCACCUCAAGGUUCUAUUUAAAAAGAAAAAGUAGUUCUUGCAAGUGUGAAAUCUGCCUUGCCCCCUUUAAACCUACAGAGAGCAGUGUUGCUAUCCUGUUGCCAUCUUUUUAGUCUUUAUGAUGAUGAUGAAAUAGCUUGUGUAAAUUGACUGUAAUAUAUAAAUAUAUGUGUGUAUUUUUAAAUUUUGCACAUUUUGAGAAAUUUUAAAAUGCAGACUCAGACAUUUCCUGUUCGCCCUUUUUUACAGGAAUAACAGUCUCAGCAGUUGCAUCAAUACAAAGUUCAGUAAAAUGAAACUUCUCACAGAGAGGCUCAAAACAGAAAAGGACACGAGUAAAGCCUCCUUUCUUAACUGGAAAGGAUGAUCUUUCAACCGGUUAGGGAAUCUAAUGAGCAGGGAACAGGAUUAACAUCGCCAACCAGAGAUUACUGGGUUUUAGGGAAAAGGACAACCAGAGGAAGUCAUCAACCAUCUGCAAGCCAAAAUGGGUGGAUUCUCACAGCUGCUUUUGAUGCAGAAAGGGCAUUGGCCAACCAGUGACUUCUCCAUGAGGUCAGGUGGUUCUUUCUGAAUGCAUAGUUUUACAUUGUUGGCACUAGACUUGGCUGGUAGUGCUUUCAGAAGAUGGCUUCACCAUGGGAAUGGUGAAGUUAAAAGGGAUUACGGUUGUGAUGACACAACCUCAGAAAUGGUUGUAUGAAUUGGUUUUUGCACACUAUCAACUUGUUUUCAGAUAAUCUCCGUCUAACUGCUGUCACUUUCAGCAUGCUUUUUAGUGAGGGGCUGCCCAAUUGUGACUGUACAAGAAAUUAAAACAUUUUAAAAGACAAGAGCAUUACUGAGCCCCCAGUCUGGCACAAUUAGCCUUUUAUUUGUUAAGCUGAAGUGUGUCUAACACUCUCUGGGUAGACAGGAGACUCUGAAUGCAGAUUCGCUCUCUUUCCCCCCACAGGGACAAUUGACAGCUGCUUCCUGUUGCCUCAGGCAUUUUAAACUGAUGGUGAACUGUUGAAUCAGAUCCAUUUGGCCACAGAAAGCAGACCUAAACUACUAGGGUAAGCAAGUGCAACUGGCAGUAGCAUCACUACAAAGCCUGAGGGCAGCGAAGGAAACUUGGUCACAUGUUGGGAAGCUGUAAUCUGAGGCCAGGAUUGCCUUGAUAAGAUUUCUUGAGGACUUCCAGGCAACUAACAGCCUUGCGCAGACCUCCUGUUUGUAUAAUUGGAGGCAGGGAUUUUUUCUUGGCUGCAGUUCAGGCAGAUUGUAACCAGAGCCCAGACUUUCUACCUCAUCACACUAUACUCACGUUUAGGAUUCUACACUCAGGGACAGACAUGGCUUCCCUGCUGGUCUAAAAUAAAUGUUCAUAUUUUAAUAUCCACUGUGUGUUUCAUUUAAAGUACUGUGAGGUCCUGUUACUAGGCAGGGAAUUAUUAGUGAACUGUGUCAAAACUUAGCCAGAGAGGGAGGGUGCUCUAGCAGAGAAAAAGGUUUUAAGAAGAGUUAAAUUACUUCACCUCUCCUGAGGAUUUUUUUAAUACCUGGUAAGUACCAUGCAAUUUGGGCUCAAAAUCUGAUCAACCAUGAAAAUGCAACGAGAGGAGUUCUCUGUGGGACUUGUCCCCCCCCCCCAGGUGUUGUUGCGAGACUCCAGCUCCCAGCAGCCCCUCCCCCCCGUGGCUAAUGAUUAUGGGGGCUAUAGUCCAGCAACAUCUGGAGGGCCACAGGUUCCCCAUGCCUGCUCUACGUCAUGUCAAAAGCAAGCACCCCACUGCACCAGAGGUGCAACAGAUUAACAAGAAGAAAUUUCUGUCUGUGUGUGAAUGUUCCUGAUGGCAGGAUCCAGACUUCUCUCUGCCACUUGGGACUUCCUGCAGCACCUGAGAGCUCUCCCCCCCCAACCUCUCUUUUCUUUUGCAGAGGGACAACUGAGACUUAUAAGGCUCCUCAGGUCCCGCCUGUCAUCAAGUGAACCAAACCCAACUCUUUCAAGGCACUGCGGAAGUCUUUUAGUGUCAAGAAUAAGGGCACUGUAUCAUUUUAAGGCACAGACAUGUUAAUGCUGAAAGACCUUAAAUACAUCUGACUUGAACAAAGUAGACCUACUGUGGAUUCUCAGGAGAUCCAGAUUUUAGACAGGGGUUGUAGGGGUUGCACACCUCUGCUUCAAGUUGUAAUGUAGGGAAUGGGCUAGAGAGAGAGACAUUGUGUGGAUUCAGGAUAUGAGCACUAGUCAAGCAUUCAAAAGAAUGCAGGAGGCCUUACACGGGAGAGUGGGCGCAUACACGCUUCUCCCUGGCCUUUCCAUGUUGACUGGGAUGCUCUGAAGAGGGCCUGCACAUACAUCCAGCUGAAUGUGCUUACAAGCCCUCCCGCAGUCAGGAACUUUACCUUAUCAGGCUUCUCAGUCGCAAGGACAUUUGCAAGCAUGUGUAUAAAGGUCAGGAGUGAUGUGUGUGGGCCCAGGGAUGCUGGGAGUGUUGCUGGCACCUGGACACCCACUCCCCCUCUCCAAUUGAAGAGGACUAUGGUCUUUACAGGUAUCUACUGUAAGGGGGUGGGGAAUCAAAGUGUGGAGGUUGCUAAUGUGUGCAGCUGCUUGCCUUGUAUUUAUCAGAAGUACAGCAUGGGAUGUAAAUAGUCUCUUUAGCAAUGCAUAAUCAGUGUGGCCCCUCAAGUGUAUUACCAGGUCAGAGCCAGAGAAAAGCAAUGAGGAAGCAAUGAAUUCUGUGCAGAUCAUCACAAUGAAAGAGCCCAGACAACUCUCAUUUCGUUAAGAGAACUUUAGCCUUUCCUCUGGACCAGAGGGGAAUGGCUGUUUGCCGUACCUGGGCUGCUAAGAUUCAACAGGAGAGAGAUGCAAGACAGUCUUGCUGUCGGAGAACACAAGGCCCUGUGGAGAGGGAGAGGAAAAGGGGGGCAGUGAAGGUGCCCAAAGUCAGGAGAACUACGAAAGCUAUAGAUGAGCAGAAGCAGGUCUAGUUAACAAAACACACCCAAACCUCCUACUCUUCUUGUUUAUCAGGUUGUUCCAGUGCAGGAAAAUGUUUGCUAGAAGAACAGACUUCAUCAUUCUUGUCUAUUACAACAAAAGGGAUAUUUUACUUGCAGAGAAAUUUUAUAUGCGAAAUAUAUUUUGUUUGUAAUUAAGUCACUCUCAAUAAAGGUUUUAAGUUGUUAAAGCAA
This is a messenger RNA of Rhineura floridana, 4603 nucleotides long. It is a transcript of the gene GUCD1, whose product is annotated as guanylyl cyclase domain containing 1. The transcript has 6 exons. The record is from RefSeq and is a predicted model, not a curated record. The coding region runs from base 313 to 1029 and encodes 238 amino acids. Lineage: Eukaryota; Metazoa; Chordata; Lepidosauria; Squamata; Rhineuridae.